Molecule: messenger RNA, 291 nt
Organism: Malassezia japonica
Lineage: Eukaryota; Fungi; Basidiomycota; Malasseziomycetes; Malasseziales; Malasseziaceae
Gene: NHP6
Product: Non-histone chromosomal protein 6
Exons: 4
Coding region: 1-291 (96 amino acids)
Molecular function (GO): DNA binding, bending
Source: RefSeq, a predicted model, not a curated record
AUGCCUAGGGAACCCAAGCAGAAGGUGGCCGCUGGCGGUCGCAAGACCAAGGCCAAGAAGGACCCCGCCGCGCCCAAGCGGCCGCUGAGCGCGUACAUGUUCUUCAGCCAGGACUGGCGCGAGCGUGUCAAGGCCGAGAACCCCGAGGCGGGCUUUGGCGAUGUUGGCCGCCUGCUCGGUACCAAGUGGAAGGAGAUGAGCGAUGAAGAGAAGAAGCCGUACAACGACCUCGCGAACCGUGACAAGGCGCGUGCCGAGGCCGAGAAGGCCGCUUACGCCAACAAGGAAUAA